Molecule: messenger RNA, 933 nt
Organism: Penicillium soppii
Lineage: Eukaryota; Fungi; Ascomycota; Eurotiomycetes; Eurotiales; Aspergillaceae
Product: Cys/Met metabolism PLP-dependent enzyme-domain-containing protein
Exons: 2
Coding region: 1-933 (310 amino acids)
Biological process (GO): transsulfuration
Cellular component (GO): cytoplasm
Molecular function (GO): carbon-sulfur lyase activity; pyridoxal phosphate binding
Source: RefSeq, a predicted model, not a curated record
AUGGUCUAUGCCAGACUUGCCCGAAACUUACUGGUAUACGCGACCGGACUUUCUGCCAUACACGCCUACCUCGUUCGGCUGGGCCCAAAGAAAGUUGCAAUCGGUGAAGGCUACCAUGGGACUCAUGCUGUUCUUGACAUACACCAUCGUCUGGCCGGUACCGUUAAAGUCGGACUGGAUCAGUUGGACCAACUUGAGCCUGGAGACGCUAUACAUCUUGAAACUCCAUUUAAUCCAACCGGUGAAGCGCGGAAUAUUGCUGUUUACGCAAAAGUCGCCAAAGAGAGGAACAUCUAUCUAGUGGUUGAUUCCACAUUUGGGCCACCAGCUUUGCAAGACCCUUUUUUGUGGGGUGCCGAUAUCUUCAUCCAUAGCGGCACCAAGUAUAUCGGUGAACACAGUGACAUGAUGUGCGGUAUAUUGGCUGUACAGCGAGAAGAUCUCUUUGUGGGUCUGUGGGAGGACCGCUGCGCGCUAGGCAAUGUCCUCGGCGGGUUUGAAUCUUGGCUCGGCAUUCGAAGCUUACGUACUUUGGACAUCCGCUGCCGCAGGCAAAGCGAAAAUUGCACCGCCCUUUUUGCAUGGAUAGCGGGCAAGAUGAAAGACACCAGAGUGAAUGAGGUCAAUUCAACUGUGCAGCACAUUUCACAUGCCAGUCUUCAAUCCUCCGAUAUGCACUGGCUUCAAAAGCAAAUGCCUAACGGAUUUGGCCCGGUUUUCGGCCUAGUCAUGAAAAGUGAGAAGUGCGCGAAGUGGCUCCAGAGUAAACUCCGCAUAUUCCAACACGCAACCAGUCUUGGGGGUAUGGAAAGCUUGAUUGAAUGGAGGAAGAUGUCGGACCAUUCCGCAGAGGGUGACGUUCUCCGCGUCAGUGUGGAUAUUGAAACAUUGGAUGAUCUCCAAAAGACUUGUCAAAUGGAUUCAAAGCCAUAA